AUGAUGAUUGAUGAUGCCAUUCGCGGCGCGGCCGGUUCGGAAAACAACAUUUACGGUCGUACCCUGAACCCUCGCAACACCAAUGUACCUGCCGGCGGAUCCAGCGGCGGAGAAGGGCCCCUCAUUGCCUUUCGAGGGUCCAUCCUAGGUGUGGGCACCGAUGUCGCCAGAUCCGUCCGCAUACCCGCCCUGUGCAACGGCAUCUACGGGUUCAAGCCUAACCAGUGGGCGAAUUCCUUUCGGUGGCCAGUUAUCAGGCGUCAUGGAGGGUGUCCCUCGUGUCCAACCAUCUCUGCUGGUCCAAUGGCUAACAAGCUCGACGACAUAUCCCCCCUCUUCAUGUCGACUGUGCUUGGAGCGGGAGCGGGACCCCGUCGAUACGACGCCACUGCCCAUGCUAUGCCGUGGCGAGAGGAGGGCGGUAGACAACGCGUUGCGCCUUCUGCGGCAAGCACGCCAGGCCAUGAGAUUGUUCGUUUGACAAACGACGAGAAUCGGCGUCUUUCCUACGGGAACCGCUUGGCCUUUCAGUACUUUGUCUACGGCCCUCGCAAGGAUUCCAUCUCGCCUGGUUGGGAACCACGUCAUCAGGUCUCGGUAGCCGAAGCCUCCAGUCCCAUGUUCACCGGCCCGUUGUCCGUGUCGCAGGGGCUGGACCUUUAUGACGAGACGAAACAGUUGGAAGCUUGCUCGGGCCAGGUACAAGGACGCGUGGCGUCGAGCCUGGGUUGA
Messenger RNA from Ustilaginoidea virens, 732 nucleotides. RefSeq lists its product as uncharacterized. The record is from RefSeq and is a predicted model, not a curated record. The coding region runs from base 1 to 732 and encodes 243 amino acids. NCBI's taxonomy places the organism in Eukaryota, Fungi, Ascomycota, Sordariomycetes, Hypocreales, Clavicipitaceae. The transcript is spliced from 2 exons.